CUUACGCGCAGCAGACGCGCUUGACGCGUCUCCAGAGACGACCGAGGUUGAAGCUAUCACCGGCCGGACCUUAUAUAGCCCAGCUCAGAUUCCACCCACAAUCUGAUCCCGAUCGUCAUUUCUCGCCAAGUCGAAGUAUCUGGGCAUCUCUUACGCACGCGAUUGACCGGCGCCAUGGCCGAGCCACCACCACCAACCGUCCUCGCCCACAAGACGGCCUUCCUGACCGCUCAGACGCUACAGCUCUCACAGCCCCUGGCGCCUUCACAACACUGGCAGCGCAGCAACGCAGACUCGGAUGCUGCAUCAUUGUCACAGAAGACCCUCGAAGACGCCCUGACCCGCCUCAAUCACCUGCUCCAGCAGCACUCGCGCCGUGUGUACGCCCCGCAAGCAUCGAGGCAUGUCGCAGAGCAGAUCGAGCGGUUGCUGCUCGACUCGGCGGAUCGCUAUAUCGCUGGCAGGCGGCAAGAGGGAGAAGACGGAGGGGACAAGGAUGGUGCCGACAUUGGUGACGAUGCGCUGCGGAUAGGCGCAGAUCUGACAACCCACGCGAUGAUAUCCUCCCUCCCGGAGAACUGGUUCGCCGCUUAUCCAGCGCAAGCAGAGGCCCAUCCUGCAGAAGCACAGCGCUACCAGGAUCUCGCUGCGUCGCUUACAUCUCUGUCUGCACGCAGAACACAAGCCAGCCAGCGCGUCGAGCGUCUGCGCAAGAUGAAAGCUCUCUUGCAGCCGUUCAGUACCGUUGCACAGAACGAGCAGGCAGAGAGCUCCGGCGCCGGUGGGGUGAGCGGUAGCAGCGUGCAAGAAAACCUGAUCACCCGCAAUGGUGAUGUAGAGAAGGAACUCGAGAGGAUGCGCAUGUUGCUCGUGCGUGUGUCGGGACGGCUCGCCCAGCUUCCGCCGUCGAGGGCGGAUAGGUCAGGGGCAGAUGUAAGGAUGAGGAAUGCUCGAGAUCAUGACGCUGAUGGCGAAGAGGACGACUUUGUGCAGGAUCUGGACGUCCUGGAGAGAAACAAGGUUGCGUCGCUCCUAGAUGGGUUUUAAAGUUCUGGGUACUUCUAUGAUGGAGGAUGUUGAGCGACGUGGAUUUCUUUCGAAAUAUCAUUCUUCGGAAUUAGGGUUUGGUGCUUUAUUGUUGGAUAUACCCCAUUAGCCUUGUCAGAAUUACCCAUUCUAGGGAAAAUGAAAAGUAUUUGCCAUGACCUGUUG
Messenger RNA from Microdochium trichocladiopsis, 1212 nucleotides. Its product is annotated as kinetochore complex Fta4 of Sim4 subunit, or CENP-50-domain-containing protein. The record is from RefSeq and is a predicted model, not a curated record. The transcript has 2 exons. NCBI's taxonomy places the organism in Eukaryota, Fungi, Ascomycota, Sordariomycetes, Xylariales, Microdochiaceae. Gene Ontology annotation, cellular component: Mis6-Sim4 complex. Bases 175 to 1047 code for a protein of 290 amino acids.